CAAAAACUGGCAGUCAAGCCCAAAAAGACCCAAUUGUGAGAGGAAUCUGUCUCAAAAUCUAAAACCUAUUCCUAAUUUUAGUUCAUAGUUUAUACAAUCUAAGACCCAUUCUUCCAUCGUUUGCAGACUCAGCUUUCUUCAAUCCUGCAUUCCACUGCAGGCGGUAGAAAAGCCACACCCAAUUCUGUCAUUGACCCCUUCUAUCUUCUUCCACUCAGCCUUUCCAAAAUCUUCAAUGGCGGCUGCUCUGAGCUCUCCUUCCACCUACCUUCCUCUUUUCAGGUGUUAGCAUCGCGGCGGUGAUGGAAGAGCCGGGGCAGCUGAAACGGACGAUUAUUGAUGCUACGGCCGGGGCAAUUUCUGGCGCUGUUUCCCGGACCUUAACUUCGCCGCUUGAUGUCAUCAAGAUUAGAUUCCAGGUUCAACUGGAGCCCACUUCUACAUGGGAUUUACUUCACAGAGACUUGCACACAAGAUCAAAGUAUACGGGGAUCUUACAAGCAUCCAAGGACAUCUUUAGAGAAGAAGGGUUUUUGGCGUGGUAAUAUCCCAGCUUUACUUAUGGUUAUGCCAUAUACUGCCAUACAGUUUACGGUGUUACACCGAUUGAAAACAUUUGUAGCUGGUUCAUCCAAGGCAGAGGAUCACAUUCAUUUGAGCCCUUAUCUGUCUUAUGUCAGUGGGGCAUUGGCAGGAUGUGCGGCUACUGUUGGGUCGUAUCCAUUUGAUCUUCUAAGAACUAUAUUAGCUUCACAGGGUGAGCCUAAGGUGUACCCAACCAUGAGCUCUGCAUUUGUGGAUAUAGUCAGAACUCGUGGCUUCCAAGGGUUGUAUGCUGGGUUAUCACCAACGCUGGUGGAGAUUAUACCAUAUGCUGGGCUGCAGUUUGGCACCUAUGAUACGUUCAAGCGCUGGACAAUGGCCUGGAAUCGGCACAGAUCUUCUAGCACCAGUGUAAAUGGUACAGAUGAUGGCCUUUCGAGCUUUCAGCUUUUUUUGUGUGGUUUAGCGGCUGGCACGUGCGCCAAAACAGUGUGCCAUCCACUUGAUGUGGUCAAGAAGAGGUUCCAGAUUGAAGGACUACAGAGGCAUCCGAAGUAUGGGGCAAGAGUUGAGUUCCAUGCUUAUCGAAGUAUGUCUGAUGCCCUAAGCAGGAUCUUGCGAAGUGAGGGUUGGGCUGGCUUUUACAAGGGCAUUGUUCCUUCAGUUGUCAAAGCUGCACCUGCUGGUGCUGUAACAUUUGUGGCAUAUGAAUAUACAUCCGACUGGCUAGAAUCCAUCUUGACUUGAGGCUGACCCCAUUUUGUUUUCACCCCACUUUUGGGUUAAAUCUCAUUCAUUUCUUUUUUUCCUUUUUCUUUGUAUUUGAAUUUUGGAAGGCUCAUUUUUUAUUCCAUUUGAUUUAGUUAUUAUUUAUAGGCUAAAGUCUAUAGCUGUAGCAGGGCAUAAUUUGAAUUUAGGGAGAGAGAGGACAUGUUUAAUCACAUGCAACUGUAUCCGGGAAUUGUAUCUUUUCCAUCAAUGAUAACGUGUUAAAAAUUAAAUUUUAAAUUUCAA
Messenger RNA from Malania oleifera, 1557 nucleotides. RefSeq names its product mitochondrial thiamine diphosphate carrier 2-like. Gene Ontology annotation, molecular function: thiamine transmembrane transporter activity. The transcript is spliced from 8 exons. The record is from RefSeq and is a predicted model, not a curated record. Gene Ontology annotation, cellular component: mitochondrial inner membrane. Bases 397 to 1290 code for a protein of 297 amino acids. Lineage: Eukaryota; Viridiplantae; Streptophyta; Magnoliopsida; Santalales; Ximeniaceae. Gene Ontology annotation, biological process: thiamine pyrophosphate transmembrane transport.